AUGAAUUAAGUUCCAUAAUAUCAUUUUAAAUAGUAAUCAUAUAGAAAAGUAGAAGAAUGGUAAAAGAAAUAGGACUUAUUGGUUAAAUCUUCUUAUUAAAAUAAUCAGUUUAUCCCGAAUUAUCCUUAAAAAAUAUAAACAGAUCUAUCAUUAAGAGUUUAAAGACAUUAUGAUUUAAAACAAUCUGAUGAUUAAGUUAAAAAGAAUAAUAAGUUUUAACAUCAAGUUCAUUAAAAUAAUUAAGAUAAUUCAGAUAAUUAAGCUUAAUAAAUUCAUUAAAUUAAUUUAUCAAAUUAUAGUCUAAAUAUUAAAACUGAAUCGCUUUAAUAACCAAUUAUUUAAACUCAAAUCAAAACUGAAGAAGUCAAAAAAAAAUCAAAUCUUAAAAGAAUUAAAAAUUAGACUGUUCAAAAAAAGACAGUAAAAAUUGAAGAAAUAAAAAAAUCAACCUCAGAAUCACCAGAAAAUUAAGUAUAACUAAUCAAUAAACCUCCUUUAUCCAAAAUUAAAAAUGAAAAGCUUUCAGAGAAAAAUUUAUUUUUAGAAUAAAAACCUAAUAUUGAAACUGUUGAUUAAUUUCUAAAAAAGGCAAUAUGA
Paramecium sonneborni is the source of this 597-nucleotide messenger RNA. The record is from the annotation of a GenBank genome assembly. Lineage: Eukaryota; Ciliophora; Oligohymenophorea; Peniculida; Parameciidae.